This is a messenger RNA of Python bivittatus (Burmese python), 4380 nucleotides long. Lineage: Eukaryota; Metazoa; Chordata; Lepidosauria; Squamata; Pythonidae. The record is from RefSeq and is a predicted model, not a curated record.
AGAAUUAUAUUAGUGCAAAAUUAAAGAACAAUAAGCUGGUAAUUAUUUGCAGAAGAAAAAAUGUUUGGAAGGUAUGAGAAUUCUCCUCAAGCGGUGUUGUCUUCUGCUAAAAGUGCUUCCCUACUACUUGCUGUCAUUUUUAACUGCAGCUUAUUGGUGCGGCUGAAGCCUUACAAAGACUUCGAAAUUGAGGAGCAUAUAAAAGAAUUUGCAGCAAAAUUGUCCUUGAUACCGAGCCCUCCUCCAGGGCCGCUUCAUCUGCUGUUUAAUAUGAAGCCUCUCCAAGUAGUAUUUCCGUCUCAGGAGGAUCCUGACAGUCCAGUUAUUGACUUGGAUCUCCAUCUUCCCUUUCUUUGCUUCAAGCCGGAACAGAUUUUACAGAUCAUUACUUGUAUUUUGACUGAACGAAAAAUUGUCUUCUUCUGUUCUGACUGGGCGCUGCUGACGCUGGUAUCCGAAUGCUUCAUGUUAUACAUUCAUCCUAUUCAGUGGCAACACACUUUUGUACCCAUCCUGUCUCGCCAGAUGCUGGAUUUUGUCAUGGCACCCACCUCCUUCCUUAUGGGGUGUCACAUCGACCACUUCGAAGAAGUUUGCAAGGAAGCUGAUGACUUAAUUCUGAUUGACAUUGAUAAUGGCGAUAUUGUUCAAUCCAAGUCCUCUGAAGAGGAGACCAACAUUCCAGAUGUCCCACUAGAAGCAGCAACUGUUUUUAUAAUGCGAUCGGAAAAUCUUCAGCUACACUAUGAGCUCGAACUCUGCCACCUGGGUUCCUCCACUGACUUCACUGAAAUGCAGGGGCACCGGAGGAAUUGGCAACGGAAGUUGAAUACUGAAAUUCAACAGAUUACUCUGCAGUUAAUAGUCAAUAUCUUUAGAGAGGUGAAAGACCAUUUGAACUACGAACACAGAGUAUUUAAUAGUGAAGAAUUUUUGAAAACAAGAGCAAUAGACGAUCAGCCUUUUUACAGAAAGGUAUUAGAAACCUACAUGUUUCACUCUUUUCUCAAAGCCCGCCUUAACCGAAAGAUGGAUGCUUUUGGUCGUCUGGAACAGAGUACCCAAAGUGAAGAAGACAGAUUCAACUUAAUGGUUGGUAAUCCAAGAAGGCUGACUAUGGAGAAAAUGGUUUCUAAAAGAUUUAAUCCUCAGUACAUGCUCAGCAGGCGCAUGGGGAUGAGUUUGCCUAACCUUCAAGACAUUAAGCCGAAGGAUGGUCCAACUAGGAAUUCAUCCCUUCGAAGUAUAAACACUACGCAAGCUAAAAGGUUGAUUUCUAAACCGGUCAGCACUUUCAGGAUUCCAGAAAUUCACUUUCCGUUGGUGAGUCAUGGUGUCCAGUCAUACUACGAUGACUUUAUUAACCAUCUCAGCAGAGCUAUAACAAUUUUAUCACCAGAGAACUCUGGACUUUUAGCGAGGUAUUUCUACCUUCGGGGACUUAUAGGUUUGAUGCAAAGGAAAUUUCUAAAUGCACUUUCGGACUUCCAAAAUCUGUACAAGACAGACAUAAGGAUAUUCCCUACUGACCUUGUGAGAAAAAUGAUAGAAACACUUCCACCGUCGGACCGCUCCCAGGCGGAUCAGAAACCCGAACUGAAGCGUUUGAUAAGUCAGCUGUUGGAUAAACAAAGAGAAAUAACCAAAAUAGACGAUCAUGUGAAAAAAUUUGAGUUGCCAAAAACUCACAUGCAGGUGAAUGACUUUGUAAAGCGCAUCCAGGAAUCUGGGAUUGUCAAAGAUACUGACACAAUCCAUCGGCUGUUUGAUGCAUUAACAGUAGGGCAGCAAAAACAAAUUGACCCAGAAACGUUUAAAGACUUUUAUAACUACUGGAAGGAAACAGAAGCAGAAGCUCAAGAUGUAAACCUGCCACCAAGAGUAAUAGAACACCUGGACAAAAAUGAAUGUGUUUAUAAGUUAUCAAGCUCAGUAAAAACUAACAAAGGGGUUGGGAAAAUCGCACUGACGCCGAAGCGCUUGUUUCUGUUAACCGAAGGAGCUUGUCCAGGCUAUGAAGACAUCGCAAGGUUCAGAGAUAUAGAGGAAGUGAAGAAUACCACAGUUACUUUUCUGCUUCUCAGGAUUCCUACCCUGAAGAUAAAAGUCAAGUCCAAAAAGGACGUUUUUGAAGCAAAUCUUAAGUCCGAGUGCGAUCUUUGGUACUUGAUGGUGAAAGAGAUGUGGGCUGGGAAGAAAAUGGCAGACAAUCACAAGGAUCCACAGUACCUUCAACAAGCACUUACCAAUGUUCUUCUAAUGGAUGCGGUAGUAGGUGCACUGCAGUCCUCCAAAAUAAUAUAUGCAGCUUCAAAGCUAUCUUACUUUGACAGGAUGAAGAAUGAAGUGCCCAUGAUGGUUCCCAAAACAACGUCUGAAACACUAAAGCACAAGAUCAACCCAUCAGCUGGUGAAACUUUCCCACAAGCAGUGGAAGUCUUGCUUUAUACACCAGGGCAGCUGGAACCCACAGAAAAGCAUGGAGAUGCCCAUCCAAAAUUAUGGUGCGCUUUGAAUGGGGGAAAGGUGGUGGUCUUUGAUGCAUCAACGUGGUCUCUACAGCACUGCUUUAAAGUGGGGACCUCUAAACUGAAAUGUAUGAUAAUGGCAGAACAAAGUCAAGUUUGGAUCGGUUCUGCAGAUUCCGUCAUCUAUUUGAUCAACACCCACAGCAUGUCUUGCAAUAAGCAACUGAAUGACCAUCGCUUUGAAGUUGUGGACAUCAUUGUGGAGAACAGAGAGACUGUACCCAGCGAGGCGUAUUCCUGCAGCGUGGACGGAACGGUGAUCGCCUGGAACAUCAGCACGUUGAGAGUGAACCGCCGAUUCCAGCUGUCCUGCGAAAUGGUGACUUCGAUUCAGUUCUACAAGAAUCGGCUUUGGUGCUGUGUACAGGAUUGCAUUCUUGUAGUCACCACAAAUGGGCUUGUUCGCCAAAAGGUGAAACUGGACAACAUGGCAACCGAACUCCUUACGCCCUUGCUCUGUUUCCAGUUGUUUCCUGAGAGUGAUGAAGUGUGGGCUUCGUGUGCCGGCAGCAGUGAGCUCUUUAUCUGGAAUAUGGCGGAUCCGUCUACCCCCUCGCAGAAGAUGAGCCUGCAAGACUGUUCGGAAAUCACUUGCAUGAUAAAAGUGAAAAACCAGAUGUGGGUUGGUGGCCGAGGACUUUCCCAAGGCAAAAUCAAAGGAAAGGUCUACGUGGUGGAUAUGGAAAGAAAAUUGGUGGAAAAAGAGUUGGUUGGACACACUGAUGUGGUGAAGUCCUUAUGCUCUGCAGAGGAUCGAUAUGUUCUGAGCGGAGCUGGAAAGGAAGAAGGGAAGAUAGCAAUCUGGAAGGUUGAAGAGAGUUUGGGGUUCCAGUUCGUUUAAUGUCAUUUUAAUACCCGAAUAUAGAAGUUAAUGUUGUUUUCCACUAAGUUUUUUUUAACUUACUGGAUCACUUUUCAACCACGAAUUGCAUACUGAGAAGAAAGUGUAAUAGGGAAUCACUGGAUAUUUCUUAAUAUCAAAAUUCACUAAAUCUGCAUUUCAGAAUCUGUGGGGCCCCUUGUUUAGACUGUAUAAUCUCUUUCAGGAUUGGACUUCUGAGCUUGUUGAAAGACAAAACUUCAGCUCUUGCACAGAUUAACUUAUGAGUGUCGCCCUUUGAUUUCGCGAGAUUUAAAAUGAGAUACAUUGAUUGAACCAUCAGAAGCUGUCUCUGCUGUGUUGGUGCAGCUGUGUGGACCCUUCUGCCUUUGAAAUCAAGGGGAGGCUUUGCUCUGCAGAAGCCACCUGAAGAGAAUCGAUCCUUUUCUUUCCAUCGGUGCUCUGGCCUUGAGAUUUAUUAUUAUUAUUAUUAUUAUUUUAAAGCAAGAGUGGUUUGGUGAAAGAAUUCAAGGACUGUGCUUACUACAUUCCAGGAAGGCUGCUAUUGUAAAUGAUCAACAGGUUGAACUCUCCGUUCCUUAGAGAAACAAUUGCUAUUUCAUUUUGUCCAUCACCUUCCAAUUAAAUGGAAAAAGCCUGUGUGCAAGAAGAAGGGGGCUUUCAUUUGCUUACAGGCAAAAUGUGUCUCACCUACAGGGUCUUUCUUUCACAACAUCUUUCCUUCGGCUGUUCUUUUCUCCCCCCCCUACUUAUGAACAAGCCCCUCCCCAUUUUGAAAUCUAAAUCACUAAUUCCCCCCACACUCCAUUCCACACUUUUGUUUAAAAUACUGUACGUCUGCAAUAAACUUUAGUUCUUCCUAGCUGUGGAUAGGAGGCUGAAUAAUACUAUAAAAUACUGUGUAAGAUUUUGAACGCAUUUAUUAGAAAUUUAGCAGAAAGGGUAAUCAGGUACUCAUUUUACACAGUCCCAUUGUGAAGGAUGUCAGACUUCUAAUAAAACCAUGCUGUC